AUGUCAAGCAGAAGGUCCAGAUCAAGGCAGUCCGGAGGUUCAAGGAUCAGUGAUGACCAAAUCAAUGAUCUUGUUACUAAGUUGCAACAGCUUCUUCCUGAGCUUCGUGAUAGACGGUCUGAUAAGGUGUCAGCGGCAAAAGUGUUACAAGAGACGUGCAACUACAUCAGAAACUUACACAGAGAAGUUGACGAUCUAAGCGAGAGACUUUCUGAGCUACUGGCAACAACUGACACUGCCCAGGCUGCAAUCAUCCGGAGUUUACUCAUGCAAUAA
Carica papaya (papaya) is the source of this 276-nucleotide messenger RNA. RefSeq names its product transcription factor PRE3-like. The record is from RefSeq and is a predicted model, not a curated record. Gene Ontology annotation, biological process: regulation of growth; regulation of DNA-templated transcription. Gene Ontology annotation, molecular function: protein dimerization activity. NCBI's taxonomy places the organism in Eukaryota, Viridiplantae, Streptophyta, Magnoliopsida, Brassicales, Caricaceae.